CUCUCUCGUUAUUGCCUUUUUCUUCUCCCAUCUUUAGAUCUCUCCGGAUCUCGCGGGUUCUUCUCAGCGGUGGAACCAUCGAGAGAGAGAUCCGAUAGAGGGAUCGCCGGAGAGGGAGCGAGCUCGCCGGAUUUCAGGCUACAAAGAUGAACAUCUUCAGGCUCGCCGGGGACAUGACCCAUCUCUUGAGCGUCAUCGUCCUCCUCCUCAAGAUCCACACCAUCAAAUCCUGCGCCGGAAUUUCCUUGAAAACUCAAGAACUUUUUGCUCUUGUUUUUGCUAGUCGGUAUUUGGACAUUGUUACCGACUUCAUAUCACUGUACAAUACUAUUAUGAAAUUGAUUUUCUUGGGUACUUCAUUCUCCAUUGUUUGGUACAUGAGACGCCACAAGAUUGUUCGGAGAUCUUAUGAUAAGGAACAAGAUACCUUCCGCCAUUACUUUCUCAUAUUGCCAUGCUUUGUUUUGGCGCUAUUUAUUAAUGAAAAAUUUACCUUCAAGGAGGUAAUGUGGGCAUUCUCGUUAUACUUGGAGGCUGUUGCGAUACUCCCCCAGUUGGUAUUGUUGCAGAGGACAAGGAAUAUUGACAACUUAACUGGGCAAUAUGUUCUCCUUCUAGGAGCAUAUCGAGCAUUGUACAUCCUAAAUUGGAUAUACCGCUACAUCACGGAGCCUAACUAUGUUCACUGGAUAACUUGGAUUUCUGGAACUGUGCAGACUCUGCUCUAUGCCGACUUCUUUUAUUAUUACUUCAACAGCUGGAAAAAUAAUGUGAAGCUUCAGUUACCAGCUUAAUGUGGACCACAUUUUUUCAUCAACAUUUUGGUACUCUUUCAUGCCAAGACUGGAUUGUUGGAUCUUUUGGCACCCGCAUCUCAUAGUAUCAAGAUCCUCUACUUCUUGAAGGUGUAUUUGUUCCUUUGAGAGGGGAAUAACCAGGAGUUUUUUAUAGAUCCAAUCAUGAGCGCUUAAGAGUUGUGAAUGUUUUAUAUCCAAUUGAGGUCAUUUAAAACUAGUCAAAUGUAGGCCACUUCAUUCAUAAGACAUGGUGAAAGUCAUACUCUCUUGUAUCAAAGUUUAAUGUUUGUUUUAUGAGCUGUGAUAACUGAAAUUUAAAAAUCAACACCGGUGUAGUUGCACCUUUACCC
Molecule: messenger RNA, 1147 nt
Organism: Dioscorea cayenensis subsp. rotundata (Guinea yam)
Lineage: Eukaryota; Viridiplantae; Streptophyta; Magnoliopsida; Dioscoreales; Dioscoreaceae
Product: ER lumen protein-retaining receptor
Exons: 6
Coding region: 147-794 (215 amino acids)
Biological process (GO): protein retention in ER lumen; endoplasmic reticulum to Golgi vesicle-mediated transport
Cellular component (GO): cis-Golgi network; membrane; endoplasmic reticulum
Molecular function (GO): ER lumen protein retrieval receptor activity
Source: RefSeq, a predicted model, not a curated record